GUCUGGUCUCAUAUCCGGUCGAACCACUCCUCUUUCCUGUUAGCUCAAACUAUAGCUAGGCACUUGUUUAGUGAAAUUUGGCUAAUCUUUUCGUUUAAUUGACUCAUUGGUCGGGUUUAAGUAACCAUUUUAUAAAUAUGGCGGAAGCACUUCAGAAGAAAUUGCAAUCGGAGUUGGAGAAAUACAAACAGAUGCAGAAAGAUGUCAGUAAAAGCAUGUCAGCCCGACAGAAGCUAGAGGCACAGUUGACAGAGAACAACAUUGUCAAAGAGGAGCUGGACCUAAUGGAGAGUUCAAACACAGUAUAUAAGCUUAUUGGCCCGGUACUGGUGAAGCAAGACUUGGAGGAGGCGAAGGCAACUGUAGCAAAAAGGCUAGAAUAUAUUAAUGGAGAGAUUCAAAGAUAUGAAGCACUGUUGAAGGAAAUGGAGAAGAAGUCUGAGCAGCACCGGGAGGUUCUGUCCAGUCUACAGCAGGAGUAUCAGAAAGCCACGGGUCGGGCGGUGGCCAAAGUCUGAGCACAGAGCGGUCAUCUGAACCACUGCAUGCACUCUCACCCUCGGAUGAAACUCUUAUGUUUGGUCUUAAUGGUUAAAGGUUAAAGAUGGAGGAAUGUUGCAAUGUAUUUGCAGCAGUAAGGAGUAUUUGUUUUUUUUUGUUCUAAUAAACAUCGUUGUCAAAACAG
Gadus macrocephalus (Pacific cod) is the source of this 685-nucleotide messenger RNA. RefSeq names its product prefoldin subunit 6 (gene pfdn6). The coding region runs from base 138 to 518 and encodes 126 amino acids. Gene Ontology annotation, cellular component: prefoldin complex; cytoplasm. NCBI's taxonomy places the organism in Eukaryota, Metazoa, Chordata, Actinopteri, Gadiformes, Gadidae. Gene Ontology annotation, molecular function: protein-folding chaperone binding. Gene Ontology annotation, biological process: chaperone-mediated protein complex assembly; protein folding. The transcript has 4 exons. The record is from RefSeq and is a predicted model, not a curated record.